AUGUCUGUGGCAUGUGUUUGCUACAGCGAGCCACUGUGCUUCCGGGUGUAUGGAGACACCGAGGAGCUUCCUAUGCAAUUUGCUGCUUAUGCUGCUCUUGAUGUUAUAGACGAACGCCUAUCUGCAGAGCAGCAGCCGGGGGCCCCUGGGGGCCCCUCUGGUGGUGAUAGUUAUAUAGGGUACAUUUGUCCAUCAUUAGGUACCCUAAAAGAUUAUUCUUUAUUUGGUUAUGCAGCACCAACAGGAAUUAAGAUUAUUGUUGCUCUUUUUAUUAAGGCAGCAACACAAGAACAAGAACUUAGAGCUGUAAGCAGCAGCAGCAGCAGCAGCAGCAGCAGCAGCAGCAGCAGCAGCAGCAACAGCAGUAGUAGUAGUAGUAGUAGCAAAGGAGCAGCAGCAAUAGAUGUAACAGCAGCAGCAGGAGACUAG
This is a messenger RNA of Eimeria maxima, 429 nucleotides long. RefSeq lists its product as hypothetical. The coding region runs from base 1 to 429 and encodes 142 amino acids. Lineage: Eukaryota; Apicomplexa; Conoidasida; Eucoccidiorida; Eimeriidae. The record is from RefSeq and is a predicted model, not a curated record. The transcript is spliced from 3 exons.